AUGGACCCCUCGGGUGCCUUUACCGAUUGUCAUCUGCCAUCUAGUGACAGCUUGACAGUGACAGGUGGCCGCAACAGCAACAACGAAACAGCAGUGCAACAACUUGAGAAACAGGUUCAUGCGAGCAACGAUCAUGGCUGGCGAAAGGUCGUCCUCAACUUCACACCUUCCUGGUUUUCUGUGAUCAUGGGCACAGGUAUCGUUUCGAUCCUACUGCAUAACCUCCCUUACAACGUCAUGUACUUCCAUCGCUUAACCAUCCACCAUUUGCCAGCACGAGAAGUGAUUGUCUCAGUCUUUCUCCCCCUAGGACCGCUUGGUCAAGGCAGUUAUGCAAUUAUGCAACUUGGAAAGGUCGCUAGAGACGUCUUUCCUCUUACAGGAACAUUAGAUCCAUCCGCAGGAACGACUUUCUACAAUCUUGGAAAUGCAAUUGCCUUGAUAAUCUGGGGCUAUGGUCUAAUAUGGCUUUUCUUUGCGCUUGCCAGCAUUACACGCAGCAAGUUCCCUUUCAAUAUGGGCUGGUGGGGAUUUACUUUUCCACUUGGCGUCUACGCACUAUCGACGACAAUGCUGGCCAAAGACCUGCCAAGCUUGUUCUUCAAGAUCCUGGGUACGAUAUUUUCCUUGGUCGUGGUAUUACUGUGGGUCAUUGUGAGCAUUAAAACUGGCAAACGGGCGCUUAAGGGGGAGCUGUUCUUCGCGCCGUGUGUGGAAAAGUACGAAGCGGAAAGAGCUGUGCAAGAAGCAGAAUUACACAAAACUCAGAGUCCUGUAUAG
This is a messenger RNA of Lithohypha guttulata, 780 nucleotides long. RefSeq names its product Plasma membrane sulfite pump involved in sulfite metabolism. Lineage: Eukaryota; Fungi; Ascomycota; Eurotiomycetes; Chaetothyriales; Trichomeriaceae. Gene Ontology annotation, cellular component: plasma membrane. The transcript has 2 exons. Gene Ontology annotation, biological process: sulfite transmembrane transport; transmembrane transport. The record is from RefSeq and is a predicted model, not a curated record. Gene Ontology annotation, molecular function: sulfite transmembrane transporter activity. The coding region runs from base 1 to 780 and encodes 259 amino acids.